Molecule: messenger RNA, 1268 nt
Organism: Fopius arisanus
Lineage: Eukaryota; Metazoa; Arthropoda; Insecta; Hymenoptera; Braconidae
Gene: Ostgamma
Product: oligosaccharide transferase gamma subunit
Exons: 7
Coding region: 126-1118 (330 amino acids)
Cellular component (GO): oligosaccharyltransferase complex
Source: RefSeq, a predicted model, not a curated record
AUUCUCAACAUGCCACGUAACUUGUGACGUUUCAAUACAGCUAUCAGUGCCUGCGUGUUCACAAGUCUGCCGGUUAUAUAUUAUUCCAAAUUCUCCAACAAUUGUGGAAUUUAUAAAUUAAAAAAAUGAGGUGGAUCCUGAGCACCUGGAUGCUCGUCCUGUUCUUGUGUUUCCUGGGAGUGAGGUCACAAUACAGAACCAAAGCUAGCCAGAAUUUGCCACUGGCUGAGCGGGUGCAACAAUUGACCGACAUGGCAAUGAAAAGACCAGUGCUUAAGUUCAAUGGUGCUAAGUUUAAGGAAUACGUUAAGGCCCCACCACGAAAUUAUUCUGUCAUCGUUAUGUUCACUGCACUAGCACCACAGAGACAGUGUCAAAUCUGCAGUCAUGCUAACGAAGAAUUUGCGAUAGUAGCCAAUUCAUUCCGGUACUCUCCGUCGUUCUCAAAUAAAUUAUUCUUCGCUGUUGUUGAUUUUGAUGAAGGAUCAGACGUUUUUCAGAUGUUGAGACUCACUACAGCUCCAGUGUACAUGCACUUCCCUCCGAAAGGAAAACCCAAAGCAGCGGACACCAUGGACAUCCAGAGGCUCGGGUUCGGAGCUGAGGCGAUGGUCAAAUGGAUAUCUGAGCGAACUGACAUUCAAAUUCGUGUAUUCAGGCCUCCAAAUUACUCUGGAACAGUUGCUCUCAUCAUGCUGUUGGUUCUAGUCGGAGGAUUCUUGUAUUUGAGGAGGAAUAAUCUCGACUUUAUUUAUAAUAAAACAAUGUGGGGAUUUGGAGCGUUGUUCUUCACGUUGACGAUGGUGUCAGGCCAAAUGUGGAAUCACAUCCGAGGACCUCCAUUCAUCCACAAAUCCCCCAAUGGAAAUGUGGCUUACAUCCAUGGCUCUUCACAGGGACAAUUUGUUCUUGAGACGUACAUCGUGAUGGUCCUGAAUGGUGCAGUGGUACUAGGAAUGAUUUUAAUGACGGAAGCAGCAUCGCGAAAGGGUGAUGUGAAAAAACGUCGAAUUUUCGCUGUCAUUGGUGCUGGCUUACUCGCAGUAUUUUUCAGUCUCCUUCUGUCAAUAUUUAGGAACAAGGCUCAGGGAUAUCCGUACAGUCUUCUCUUCAAGUAAUUGGAAAUCGCCGUGGCUGUUACAAAAAUUCAUAAUAUUCGUACUGUAAGAAAAUAUCAUAGUUGAUCCUCAAUUAUAAAUAUGGAUGGAUGAUUAUUAUUAUUAGGAUCAAAAUUUGUGUAAAUCGAAAUACAUGUUCUUUUCCACCGA